GGGGGGGGAUGGUAGCACGGAAUCUGGUGUCCGUCCCGUAGGCCUCCACUUCCCCGUUUCGUUAAACCGGAUAACACCUAGAUAAUCCGACGCAUUACGGAUACGGCAUUAGCAUCCCAUCCCAUCCCACCCCACCAACUUGGCUGUCCCCACACACACUGCUUCCUUCGUCAGGCCCUUGCCACGCUGCGCGGCGCCCUCACCUGAUCGCCGUCGCCUUCCUCCUCCCUCCACGCCGCUUCGGCCCUCACCCUCGUUGAACUCGCGCGCGGAACGGUUCCCUCCCUCGUGUUCCGCUCCGGCUCCAGCUCCGUUUCCGCUUCACCUGCUCUUUCCCUCGGCUCGAGCAAGGGAGAUUUGGUUUAGGGCCGCCGGGCUGGGCACGAGCGAGAGACGGGCGUCAGGCAUGCCGGGAGGGGAGGACGUCCGUAAGGUCUCGCGCCAGGACAUACAGCUUGUCCAGAAUCUCAUUGAACGUUGCCUUCAGCUAUAUAUGAACCAGAAAGAAGUGGUGGACACCCUAUCUUUCCAGGCAAAAAUAGAACCUAGUUUCACUGAGCUUGUCUGGCAGAAGCUCGAGGAAGAGAAUCGUGAUUUUUUCAAGGCAUACUAUGUAAGGCUGAUGCUUAUGAAUCAAAUAACGGCCUUCAAUAAGCUCCUUGAGCAGCAGUAUGAGAUUAUGACUAAAGAUCAUCCUUCUGGGAUGCCAUCUGUACCUCCUGCUGCUCCUAAUGGCUCAAACUCUAACACAUUGAACCAAAACAUGCCCUUUCUGCCUGACACUAUCCCCAGUACUGCACUGCAAGAUAACUCGUUGCGCAAUGGAGGUUCUAGUAGUAUAGUUAAUGGUGCUCCAUCCGAUGACCAAUUUAUGUAUACUGGUAAAGUUGUUCAUGGCCUUCCUGGUGGCAUGGAUGCUUCAUCAAGCCUGCUAACAGCACACAAUCCUGCUGUUGGGCAGUUUAAUGGACACAAUGGAGCAACAAUAAAGACAGAAUUUGGCUACUCAAGCAACUCAGAUUUUGGAUUCAGCAAUGAGGCCGUGUUCCUAGAGCAGUCAGUUGGAGAUGUAUCAGGUGCAUCCUUUAGCAGCUCUGAGUUGAAUGGACAACCACUAGGUGGUCCAAUUUUGGACACGGAUUCAUCUUCAUAUGGUUUCUUGAGCCAGAUUCCUCGUAAUUUCAGCUUUUCAGAUUUGACAGAGGAUUUCAGCCAAAGCGCAGAAAUAUUAGAGAAUUAUGGUCGAUCCCCUUUCAUCCCUUCCGAUGCAAAUAACUUCCCAGAAUCUACUGCUGGAGAACAUACUGAAAUAGGAAAUAGGCGGCUAGAUACAAUAUCUGAGGGCAUUCAUUUUGAAGAUUUUGGAAGUGAUUAAUGAAACCUUUGAUGACACUGCACAUGGUUGAGGAGUGAUCCAUUUGUACAGACUAUUUUGGGCAGCUAAAUAUCUACAAUUGUGGUCGUGGAACUAGCUGAUUUGGUGGCCACUGUUUCUUCUUCCGUGUUAGGUUUUGUGCUCUUAGAGUAGAAGCAUGGAUGGCUUAUUAUUAUGAUCAAAUAAUCCGUAUUGAAGGGUGGCCCAAACAAUCCGUCUUCUUUGUAUCUUCUCUGAGGGUGAUGUGGUAGCAAAUGUAUUCGUUCAGUUGGCUAUAGUGGAAGCUUUACGAUUAUGUCAAAGUUCUCCUUUCUGCCCCCCUGUUGCACAAGGUUACGUCUGCAGUUUUUCUUGUUUGUCGCAUUUCCUGGUUCCGUUUUGGUUGCGUUUCCUGACUCAGAUCAGUACAUAUCUGCAUGAUCUGCGACCAUUUGUAUUUAACUAUUUGUAUGAUCUAUGGCCAUAGAAUUAAUCAACUAUUGUUUAGCGGAA
Messenger RNA from Zea mays, 1867 nucleotides. RefSeq lists its product as uncharacterized. The transcript is spliced from 8 exons. The record is from RefSeq and is a predicted model, not a curated record. NCBI's taxonomy places the organism in Eukaryota, Viridiplantae, Streptophyta, Magnoliopsida, Poales, Poaceae. Bases 407 to 1375 code for a protein of 322 amino acids.